Messenger RNA from Aethina tumida (small hive beetle), 4183 nucleotides. Its product is annotated as glycogen-binding subunit 76A-like. Lineage: Eukaryota; Metazoa; Arthropoda; Insecta; Coleoptera; Nitidulidae. Gene Ontology annotation, molecular function: protein phosphatase 1 binding; glycogen binding. Bases 488 to 2146 code for a protein of 552 amino acids. The record is from RefSeq and is a predicted model, not a curated record. Gene Ontology annotation, cellular component: protein phosphatase type 1 complex. The transcript is spliced from 5 exons. Gene Ontology annotation, biological process: regulation of glycogen biosynthetic process.
ACGGUGCGGCGGCCACUUGCAGCAACACGCACGCACACACACACGAACAAUCACCGUCGCCGCGGUCAAAGAAUAAAAACCAAGUCGCGUUCAUUCCGAAUAAAUAAAACCGAUACGAGUUAUGUCAGUUUUAAAAUAGAUGCAACGAGGAUGCGUGGGGAUGAUCGGCCGGCCACGAACGGUAGUAGUGGGGUGUCGCACGUUUGCCGGCUGUGGCGCUUGGAUCGUGCACACGACCUUGCGUCGCCCUUGCCGCCUGAGUGUGGUGAUAGUGCUCGUACUCUGUGGACGCUCUGUGCGUCUCCGCUCGACGUUGGCGUCUUGACGCUUCUUGCAAAACACACGCACCGCUAGAGCUGCACCGGACCUCUGAGUUUCAGGUUGUGGAAGCGUUAAAAAAAAAAUUGGACGGCGCUGCUGAUCUACCCGACAUCCAAACAGGAUUGCAAUUGCCAUAUGCGGGUUUACUUAAAUAAGAGAGUUUCAAAUGACUACUGAACGAGAUCAUUGCGGCUUAAGUUCACUGUUGCCAAUGUCCUGCCGGGGAAGAGCCGAGGCAUUCGCCCGAAGCCUCCAUUCACGACUGUCGUCGUUGGGCACCCAGAACGGCACCAAUGGGUCAGCAAAUGAGAGCAGCUGGUUGCAACUUGAGGCCCACGACAACCACAUCGCUCUGGCCCAGCCCAGACACUCUUCCAACUCAGAAAUGUUCCUCGACUUCGGCUUGCUGGAGUCGCCCAGUCCCGAGGAAGACAUCGUGGAGGCUGAACUGCACAGGCUACUCAACAAGGAUAAUUUGAAGCAUUCGCACAGCGAAGACUGUCAUUGUUUGAACGGCAAGGAGAAGAUGAAGUUGAACGGGCACUUGAGUAAUGGAUCGAACGACAGCGAUUCGAGCGAUGGACCUUUUUAUGAUACUAAUGACUUCGAACAAAGGCUGACGAACACAAAUCACGUGAAUGGGUAUGCGGAACAGAACGGCACCUCGUCGCACGACAGUCCAUCCGAAGUCACACUUACGCAACAAGAUAACCAAUCGAUCAAUUCAGAUGAGUCUUUCGCCACAACGACAGAAAACACAGUUCCUGUUGAAAAUUCGCUCAGUGAUGAAACAUCGACUUUAAGUCUGAAAGAUGGAGAAUCAGAUGAAAUCAACGGUUCCUUAACCGAUAUACCUCAAUGCGGCGAAGACAAGGACGAGGUGGACUUCAGCAAGACCAAUGGCGACACAGUAUGUAACGGAACAAAUUGCACAGAUUCAGAAACGUAUGUUAGUAGUAUAAAUAUAGAUAAAGACUUAACGGUCGAAUGCCCGAAAAUCGAGGAAGAAGUCAAGGAAGAAACGCCCACAUGCAAAAACGAAGAAGUACUAGAAAUCAUACAGACUGAAGACAAAAUAGAAAUACGCACAUCAUCACCUGAAGAGGAUGAGGAAAGAAUUCCCAGAGUGAGGCGUUGCUCGUCUCUGAAGACGGGCAAAACUCCCCCGGGCACUCCCGGAAGAAAGAAAAUCGUCAGGUUUGCAGACGUUCUGGGCUUGGAUCUGGCUGACGUGCGCACCUUCCUGGACGAGAUCCCCAAAAUUCCAAAUUCCGCGUACGAAGACUUACGAGACGCCGAGAUCAACGACGCGCCAGCAGAACCGCAGUUGAACAUUUCCCUGAAAUGUCACGGCGUCAAAAUCGAUAAAGUUUUGCUGCCGCUUUUCCAACAGCCCGGUGGUCUACCCACCUUCCUGGACACCGUACGCGACAACUGUGUGUGCCUGGAGAACGCCAUCAUCGACGAUCCCAUCAACUUCUCCAUCAAAGGCACCGUCCGAGUGAGGAAUUUGGAUUUCCACAAGUCCGUACAUAUCAGAUACACGUUCGAUUCGUGGAAGACCUACCACGACGUACAGGGCGAAUACGUGCAGAACUCCUGCGACGGUUUCUCGGACAGAUUCACCUUCGUGUUGUACGCAAGGAAUUUGAGCGUCGGCCAGAGGUUGGAGUUUGCGGUCAGGUUCCAGUGCAAGGGCUGUCAAUAUUGGGACAGCAACAAGGGCGUGAAUUAUUGCUUCCAGUGUUUGCCGGCGACACACAACACCCCUUACCAGCCGAUAGGAGCGGAUGUUGAUCAUUGGGGUGCAAGCUUUUACUACUAGUUGAGGUUACAGCACACAAACUUUUUGGGUUAGACUGAGACUUUUCAAGUAAAAUGCAUGAUAAGUUAGAACGAUGAGAGAGCAAAACAAAAAAACGAUGUGAUUUUCCAGGAAUCGUCAGGCACACAAUUGACGUUAAGCAAAACAAAACAAAAAAAAUUGGGUUGUGCAUAGCUGGCCAACCAAACCAAAAAAACAAAAAAAAAGUGUAAUCACGUAGACAGCUGCUUCUAAUAUAGCUGUGUGUCUAGCCCACAAAACUCAACAGAGUCUAGCUGCGACAGUGGAACAAAUGAUCAUCAUCAACUGGAUCCGACUGCCGUUCAGGAUUACAUCUCCCAAAAACUGUCGGCCAUGCCAAACACAGCGCAACACCCGAAACUCGAUAACACGUUUACGUUUGUAUCUGUCCUGGUGGUUUUGAUUACUUUUUUGUAUUUUCAAAGAACUAUAUAUUUUACGUGGUAGUAUUGUUCGAAGGUUAAAUAGGUAUAUGUUUUAUAUAUAGAGGAGUUAAUCGUUGUUGAGGAUUGUAAAAAUUUUAUCGAAUCAAACGUGCCCUACUACAAAACUGUCAUUUUCUGAUAACCGACGCUCUACCUUCUUAUAUAAACCUGGUAUUGUUAUAAAUUUAAUGCAAAAACUGCGCAGAACGGGUUUAAUGUGCCAUCUUGAACUAACACCAGUAGAGUUUAAAUGUGAUGAUUUUGUGUUUAUGUUUGAUUAUGUGAAACAAUGGAUAAAUUAGCAAACAUAAAAUGUACUCUAGUCAUGAGAUCUGAACGCGAUAAAAACGAUUGAUUUUAUCGUGGAAUGAUUGUCGAUUAUGACGCAUUCCGGGUGGUGCAAAAUGUCGGAGUUUCGUUGCGAAAAAUGUGGAAUCAAAGAUCUGGUUGUUGUUUCCUUUUUUUUAAUUUUGGCUGUGGUCAGUAUAGUUAGAUUUUAUUUUUGAUAAUUUAUCCUUAGUUAGCAUUCUCGUCCUGGCAAUAAUCAUAAAAAUGGACGGGGAUGCGAUGGUGAUAAGAAAUAUUUUUAUGUGAAAUUCUCUUGUGUAAGUUGUAAAAAUGUUGGCUACCAUUAUUUUUAGAACGUGCACAUUACUCAGUAUUAAUGGAAUAAAAAAAUAUACGAACAGUGAAAGGAUCAUAUAGAUAUUCUUCCACUUUCAACACUUAUAUUACUGUUGGCCUUAAUGUGUAACAGAAGCUGUUAUAAAUCAGGAACUAAGAAGUGCCGCCAAUUAGAAUUUAGACGUGAGACUAUCUCGCUGAUAUAGAUUGAUAUAUUUUUAUAUUAAAAAUAGAUCAUAUUCGGUAACCAUAUUUUUAUAACUUGUAUCGAAUUUGUUUUUAAUGUUUUUGUGCAUGGUAUCUGUGUAUAUAGUUUUUACUUCCCAUAUACGUUUUUUAUUAUUUGCAUUUAAUUUUAAUUGCUUACAAAAGAGUAAUUUUAAAUUUUGUAGACUAAUUAUAGGUAGAUUUGUUAAUUAUGCAGAUAUAUUUUAAUUGUUGAAAUGUCAUAUGUUGUAUUUAUUAAUUGGAGUUGGUUAUAAUGCGCUUUAUAAAUCAUAGUUCUUUCAUAUUAGAUAAUGGAUGCAGGCCUAGACUGUAUUUUCAUGUGUCCAUUAACUGAUUUCCGUUCGUUAUAGUCGACUGCCAUGAAAUUCUAUUUUAUGAUAUUGAAAUUCUAUUUAUUGCAUUAUUGUUAUUAGAAAUUAGGUUAUAUUUAUAUGUUUCAAAGAUUAUACUUGACACAUUAAACCUUGUUACUUGUUGAGUUUAGGUACCCAAAAAACGUAUAUAAGGAAAUUCUUAGUAAAAUUAUAUUAACAACUAAUUAAAAUAUUUAUUGGUAAUAAAAUACAUGUUAAAUUUAUAAAAAUAAGAGGAUGCGAGUCCAAAUUUUUGAAUAGACUGAUAUUAGUGGACGGAUUUUGACGGUCUUGUAUAUUUAAGUACCUGAAUGGGGAAGAUUGUAGAUAUUGUAAAGAAAGUUUGUAUCUAUUGCAAAUGUAUAAAUAAACCUUUUUAUUAUUUA